CAGAUCAAUGUCAAUAUCCUGAUUACACUAUUAUUCUAUAACUUUAAAAAUUUUUUACUGUGGGUAGAAGCUGGGCAAGGUGUUAAAGAAAACUCCAUUAUUUCUUACAAUUGCAUGUGGAUCUCUGAUUAUCAUGAUAAAAAUUUAAGUUAAAAAUUUUAAUAAAGAUGACCACCUAAACCCCCCAGUUUUCUAUUGGCAUAAUUAGAGAUAAUAGGAAACAGAACCUUGGGGAUUUUUCUUAUUUUAAAUAUUACGAAGUUCUUAUUUUACAGAGAUUAAUAAAACAAUAUCUUAAGUAUCAAGAGAAAAUAAAUAUUUAAAUAAUUGAAUUGCAAUAUGGUAUGCUAAGAACAAUGGCAGAUCUACAAAUAACGUAGAUGUGGCACACAAAAAGGAAUGAUUAACUUUUUGGAGGUGAGGGAAGACUUCCCAGAGGAAGUGAUCUUUGAGAUGAGUAUUCAAAGAUGAGUUUCAAAUUAUUCAAGAAAAAACAUUCCAGGUAUAGGCAACGGCAACACAGAUGCAUGUAGGAACAAACUAUAAAUAGUUUCUUAUUAUUGGAGUGAAGUAUGAUUUGGGGGGAAAGAGGAAGAUCCCUUUGCAAAGGUAGAAAGGAAUCAGAACAGGAAAAACAGUCUUCCGGUCCUGUGGGAACAGAGGUACAGGGAAAACAGCUGCAAAGACAUAGAUAAGAAAGUCACAGGUAGUUGCUGGAAUUCAGAGCUAAGUUGUCCUGAGUUCUCGCUGUCACUCUGGUUUAUGUUAACUAGGAGCCUCCGCAUCAGUUCCAGACAUUUCACUUAGGUAUUGCUUCCCCAGGAUACCACACAAUUGCAGAGCUUAUUUUUUCCAUGACCCAUCCACAGCUUCCCAAGUCCAGAUAAAACUGACCAUAUUAGUUCUCUAUGAAGGGUGGCUAGUGACUGACAUCCUGCCCUCUGCUAUCCAUUCCCAUUUAAGAUUAAAAUUUUAAGACGUAAAAAAAAAAAGUUAGUCAAGCAAAGAGAAUAGAGAAAAGUGAUCCAAAGGGAAUGAAGAGAAUGCUCAAAAUCUCAACCUGAGGAAAAACUUGGUGUGUCUAAAAACCUGAGAUAUGGCUGAAACUGAGUAAGGCAAUUACUGAUAGAAGAAAACACAAGAGAAUUUUGGAAAGGUAGGCAGAAGCUUUCAGAAAAAAUUUUAAAGCAGUGUGUUAUUUUAAUUGUGAUUCUGUGGGUCAGAAAUGUGGGCUGGGCUCAGCUAGGUGGUUCUUGUGCUGAACUCAUGGGUGGACCCCUGUGGAGCUGCAGGCUGCUACAGAAUAACUGGGUUAGAUGGUUUUAGAGGGCUUUGUACAUGUAUCUAGCAGUUGCUGCUGGCUGUAGGCUGGAUAAUUCUCACCAGUAGACUCCUCCUCAAGGAGAUUAGGCCAAGCUUUGUUACUCAGUAGUCACAGAGCAGUGUUGCAAGACAGCAAGAACAGCAGCUGCAACUUACUGCAUUCUUUUGGUCAGAGCUAGUCACAAGGUGCUAUGGUUUGAAUGUUUGUGUUUCUCUAAAAUUCAUACAUUAGAACUUAAACCCCAACGUGACAGUCUGAAGAGGUGGUGCCUUUGAGAGGUGAUUAGGCCAUGAGGGUGCCACCAUUAUGAAUGGGACUAGUGCUCUUAUGAAAGAGGCUUCAAGAGCUGCCUGCUCCUUCUGCUUUUCCACCAAGUGAGGACACAGCGUUGGUUUCCUCUGGAGGAUGCAGCAACAAGGCGUCAUCUUAGAAGGAGAGAGCAAGCACUUACCAGACACCAAAUCUGCUGAUACCUUGAUCUUGGACUUCUCAGCCUUCAGAACUGUGAUAAAUAAAUUUCUAUUAUUUAAAAAAUCACGUCAGUCUGUGGUAUUCUCUUACAGGAGCAGCAAUGGCCUAAGACACAACGCCAGCUCAAAUUCAAGGGGUGGAAAAAUACGCUCUGCCUCUUGAUUCAAGAAGUGGCAUCUUUUAUUUGGCCUUAGAAAUUUUAAACUGAGCUUGAGUAGAUUUUAAAGUCAGGAUGCUUGGGAUGGGGGAGAAGAUAAGGGUGAUAAAACCUGGGUAUUUUGCAGCAGGAAGUGGAGUAGUAGUUUGGACGUGGGAAUAGACAGUGGGAUUGGAAAAUGGGUUGUCAGUUGCAGUGUUAUAUAUAAUUUUAUUUUAUUUUUUUGGCUGCUAUAGUCUGUGCUGUUCUUUGACACCCCCAGGAUCCUCAGUUAUUGUUUCUCCCCUCCCGCUUAAAGAUUUGUUAAUGUCAUUCCUAUUCUACAUUCAAGAAACGGUUAUUGGUAUUAAAUGGUUUCUGGGGUCAGGACACUAAUGAUAGAUAUUAUAACUCUUAAAAUAUGUGUGUGGGGUUUUAAAUAUAUAGGCCAGAUUUAUCACAUUGUAUCUCAUACAUAUUUAAAAUGUUAAAUUUAUCCUCAAAUGUGUUUUCCCAGACAUGUUUGAAGAACUUUAAAAAUUAAACUUGAAAACAUGAUACCAAGAAUUACCACAAGAUGGUGCCAUGAGUAUAUUGAAAGUAUGAUAGUUUCUUCAUUCCUUUGCCCACAUCAACAUUCUGAUGCAACUUAUUAGUGAGUAAGGAAAGCAAAGAAAUACCACACCAAGGAGUAAGGAUGUGUGGACAUGCAUGUGGGGGCAAGAGCAUGCUCAUUUGAUAGACUUUCUGAGCACCUUGUAUGCGUUAGGCAGAAUGUAUAGGGGAGACAUGGCAGAGGUUGGGGAGGUUGGGUGUUUGGAAGGGGGAAGAGCAAGAGAGAUCUUUCUUUAGUUUUCAGGAAUAAAAAUUACUACUUAAAUAUAUUAAUAUUGCUCUAUGUCUGGAAAAGUCUCCAUUUUAAGAGAUAUUAGGAAUGAACAUAAAUGUUAAAUGAAGCAACCUUAGGUUUGUAUGACAGAUUUAGAGAUAAGGCUAGAAUUCAUCAGUACGAUAAUGAUUUUACCUUUUCAAUAGAAACACAUAGUUUUAAACGCUUGCUUUUACUUAAUUUUUGAUGAAUCAAUUUGCCAUUUAUCAUUCAACCAAGAAAUCUGACUCUGCAAAAUAUAAUUACCAUGGUGAAUGUAACAAAUCAUUGAGUUUCUGUCAGUAAGUGCACUAGAUAAGUAAAUCAUUUCAGUGUGAGGUAGGUGGGUUAAAUUAUUUACAAUAUACUUAUUUCUUUAAACCUCUUAAUUAGUAAGUUCAGAAAAUUCCUUUCAUAGAAUAAUUAUUAUACAAUCCAUGUAUCGGAUAGAGCCCAUAUGACUUAUGGUUUUUAAUGAAGGGACAGACUUAGAGGGGGAAAAGGCCUUGGUCAAAAUAUGUCAAAUUGCACCUUUGAAAACAGGGCAUCUGCUUUUCUUUGUGUAUGUCCCAGGUCCUUAUAAGAAUACUCAGGAAUUGUCUCUUACUUGUAGUACUUCAGACCCAGUGAUGAUACAUAUAGUAGAAGGAAUACUGAUACACUUUUCUGAUUCGUUGUCUUACUCAGAAUUGAUCACUGUUUAGUUUCCAAGUAUUUUACAAAUCCUGACUCUAUUUUUCAAAGCAAGGAUAAGGGUUGGUACCCUUUAUCUGUUCUCCCCAGAUAAAUUUAAUUGAGAUUGAUAUUGUAGGGCUUAUUGAGAUUGAAGUUCCUUGGGAAUGAGAAUAGAGAAAUUUGGAAAUAGGAUCAAGUCUCAAGUUACAAUUCUAACCACUUCCUGACGCACAAAUGCUUUGAAUUUGAGACGGAGCUCUAGCCAUCUUCAAUGGUGUCAGAAAUCUAAAACUACACCUGACGUAGACUUGAAAAAGUCAUUAUAGAACAUCUCCAUAUUCUGUACUUGUGGUUAAAAACUGUCAGACAAGGGUGUGGAUUAUACAAGGGUGUGAAUUAAGUACAGAACUCUAAGGGAUUGACACAUAAAAGAGUUUGAAUGGAACUUUGAUAAAAUGGUUAAAAGGGGUGGUUGGCCCUUUUUUGGUGAUGGACAGAUUGUCUUUUUCUUAAAGAAUGCUUUUGAAUAUAAACUUUUACAUAUUAUAUCUAUUAAAAGAUAAGAAUUGCUUAACAUCAAGUCUCGGUUUUUAGAUUUUGAAAACCAAAUACAGCUUUCAGUGUGGAAACUGAGUCUUAGACAAUCACGGCAAGUGUUUACAUGUUUGAGUGAUUUAAAUCAUCAAAGGCGUAUUUAAAACCUUGGUGUCUGCCUGGAAUAGAAGUGUUACCCAUUUUAAACUAAUCUAGGGAGAAGGGUUUUCAGCAGUGAGCCAAGCCCAGUGGUAAUUAGUGAGUUCAAUUUCCACUGGGGGAUGAAUGUAUUUUCACCUGGACUAACCAACUUUCUUCACACAGACAUUUGACUUUCACAUCUUAACAGUGUCACAGCCAAGGAGGCUGUUGGACAGUGUUCUGGGUUAGACAUCCCUGUGGAAUGUUACAGCUGACCGUGAGGUUGGUGUAUGUCCUUGGCACUAAACAGUUUUUCUCGAGCUGUGAAACACAUUUGCUCUUCUGAUUACAUGGAGUUUGGAGAUGGUGGAAGGGCUGGAUAAUUGUACUUUUUAAUGGGCCGAGUGUGCUGGCACUCACAAAUAAUGUUAACCCACUUCAUUUAAAGAGCUUGUGCUCUGGUGAACCUGCAAUCCAGAGACUCUUGUCCUGUAGACACUGGGUAUUUAUCUAUUAUUUUAUGAACUUGACGUAAAAUGUAUAGGGAGCUUUUUUAAAAAUCAUAGCCCCGAAGUGUUACUCAUCUUAUAGGAUAGUAAGUUACUUUUAGAAGCUGCUAUAACUCCAUCAAACCAUCGGGGCACCAUUUUGAUUGCUAAAAAAGGGGAAUUCACCGAAUUAUGUUGUAUUGUCAAAAAAAUAAAUGCAGUUUCCUUCUUCACAUAGAAAAUGACUUUGUGAUUGUAUUCUAGAUACUAAGAGCCACACAUUACAGUUUAGUUUGUUCAGUGAGUAGAAAGACCACCCUUCACAUAAAUGCCUCCUGGACACUUCCCCAGUGCAGAUCUAGGCCCAAAAGGCACCCAGGAAAUGCUCUUUGAAGACUGAAUGUUCUAUAGACCCAAAGUCUUAUCUUAAGUGUAGUGUCAAUGCUCUGCUAUAUUAAAGUUCUUUAAUGUGCUUAAAGAAAAGUGUUUAUUUGGGAAAUGUACUCAUAAGAAAGACUCCAAGCAAAUGCAAUAUAUUGUUGUUUUUUGAGAACAUUUGUUUUUAAAAUGGAUUUUAAAAUUAAACAGUUGACUCUUGAUGGCAGAAAAUAUUGCUACUUUUUUCUAAAACUGAUUUUAAAGAACCUCUAAUGCAAGUAGUUUAUAGCAUAUACAAAUAAAACAGAAAUCUUUACUUCAUAAGGCAAAGCUUAUUUUUUUGUUUGUUUCUGACAGUGCCACAUGCACUGUAUAACAUUAUGGAUAUUUUGCUUUUGGGUACAAUGAGAAGAGGGUGAGAUAACCAAAUGUUUUGCCUCACUCUGAAGAUACAUUCAUCCUUUUAAAAUUUCCUUUUGAAAAUUGAGGUAGGUUGCUAAAAAAUAUUUAUGUCAAGUGCCUUUCACACUAGUGAGUAUAGAGUUUAGGUGAUCAAUGAGUACUAUUAUUACUAUUUUUUUUUUUGAUUCAGUAAUUCUGAGUGGCUUCUUCUUGCCUUUGUUUUCCAUGUCCUAGUUUUGUCAUCAUGCAUUAUUGCCACAUUUGUGCUCUGCUUUGUGUCUCAGUCUUACCAGCACCUUCCCUCAUAUUUUUGCCCAUCCGUUAAAGUAACACUACCCUCCAAAUUUCUUGCCUAAGCAAGAGAACACCUGCUUAGGUACCAUUUCCCAAUCCAUAACUUCCCAGCAGUUUAAGUAAACAUUUAUACGGUCCACAGUCUCUUACCUGCAAUUCCUGAAAUCCAAGAAGCAAUGAAAACUGGAAGAUUUUGUAAUUCAUGUUGAUGGGAAAACGUGACAUGAACUAAUGUGGACUUAAAUUAUAGCAUUUAUUUAUCCCAACGAGUAUGAAUAUGCACACGUUUUGCUAUAGAAUGUUAAUGUAUCUGAUUAUAGAGUUGUUGCCCCGGACCUCAAUGUGGCAUUAUAUAACAUCUGCCACUGGAGGCAUUAUAUAAUUCCUGGCAUAUGUAGAGUAUUACCUUUCUAAAAUCUGAAAACAUUUGAAUUCUGAAAUGCAUCAAGCACUAAGGGUUUUAGAUAAAGGAUUGGCCUAUAAUCAAAUAUCCCGGUUUAAUUUUAAACUUUUAUCUUAUUACUAGGGAGCUUCAUGUGUGGUAAUAAUAAAAAGAUUUUUUAGGCAUACAAUCUCUCAUAAACUAUUCCUAUGACUGUUUUCUAAGGAAAGUUUAUGUGUGUGGUGGGUGAGCCAGAGAGGACAGAAGAGAAAGGACACUGAACAAUUGCAAAGUCAGUGAUGCCCAAUGCUAUUUCUCAUAAUACAUUCAAUUGUUGCCCUAGGGGCUUCAGGAGACACAAAACAAAUGGAAUUCAGGUGGCAAAAGUGACUGUGAGGGGCAAGUGUGUUCAAUGGUGUACAUAUAGAUAUAUGUACACACUUAUGUGCACAUCCACUCAUGUGUCUAAUCUGUCUCCAAGCAAGGGCAUCUAACCAGCAGCCCGUAAGGAGUCAACUUUCCAUAUGGGGACAUAGUGAGAAUACCCGUGAGAGUGAUGUGUUUAAUGUUGCUCCAGAAUGCUGUGUUACGUAAAUGUGUGCUGCUUAGGUUUACACGAAUGUUUCAUAUUGUAGACACUUCUAAAUGUGUCAUCUCAGAGCUGGUAGGAUUACUAGAACUGAACCCAGUCAUUUAUAGGAGGUCCUCAAAUCAGGAAUUGCCUUUACUGAAUUCUAAUUUGUUUGGCCUUCAGAGUCUCAAUGAGAACCUAAAACCCUUUUUAAAAAAUUGAAUAGAACCUUAAAUGUGUUGUCAAUGUUGCCUCCUAGGAAUUUCUUCCAGUUUAUUUUUGUGAUUUCUAAUAAACGUUUUAUUUCUUUUUUGCUUUGCAGUUUGCAUGCGCAUGUCAAAGCUGUAUAUUUUGUAAUCUCAAAUCACUGCUACUGCUUUCUGGGGUAUAUGUAUUUCUGGGGUAUAUCUAAUACUGCUUUCUGACCUUGUGUCUUCUAAAGAUGAUGUCCAGUAGCUCUUGCAUCUUAUAUUUUAGUAACAAAAGAGGAAGGAUGAUAAAAAGCGAAGGUAUAAAUUUGGGAGUAGUUGGGAUAAAAAUACAUGGGUUUAAUGAACUAUAGAUUUUUCAAAAUAAUGAGCAAAGAUUAUAGUGUUAAAAAUAUCUGUCUUGCAUGUUUAUUGUUACACAGAAUAGAUUUAAAUCUUUAUUGUUUAUGAAAUUGUCUUAGAGUAAAAUUGAUGGUAUUUUGUCCUGGUGCUAGCAUAGCAUCGCACAUUUUUAACUAUCACCAUUAUUUUAAUUUAGAGAUGGGCACUUAGGAGUUAAAGGAUGUUUGAUUUGCCCUUUAAUGGAUAUCUGUGUCAAAUAUAUGGAAUUAUUUUUGUUAUAAUUGUAAUAGUCUCCCGUGAUUUCAUUUGUCUAGAGCAAAGUCCCAGGAACCUACAGCUAUUUUGAUUUAUGCAGCCUUUAUAAGUCCUUAUAAUAUAGACUACUGAUUUCUUCCCUGUAUCCUGUUCAUUGUUGAAAAGCCAGAGCUAUUUUUAACAUUUACACAAUUUCAAUAGAUGGUUCUUCAUUCCAUGAGGUUUGGUGCUAAAUCUGUGGAGACUUUCAUAAUCAUAUCCUUUUUGUGGUUUGCUUGAAUUUGAUCACAGUGGCUGAUUUCAUGCAUUGAUAAUGAAGGCUUAGGUUGCCUGUUUCUCAGCAUAAAUCCACCUCAGACUUGUACGUUGACAGUGCUUCUGGUUUCAGCAUGCAUGGAGAUAUAGAAUUGAAAUUGCUCUGCUUUCUUUACAAAUGACUCAGAGUGUGCUUGUCCUUCCCUAAAAUGUUGCUAGCGUGUAAAGGAUUUUCAAUGAGCAGUGCAAUAAGCCAGCAACUGGGAAGGCUUGGAGCGGCACUGAUAUAACGUGGUGCUGUCACACAGAUAAUCAGGGCUGGAGCCAAGUCUCGGUAGCGCUGUGCAUUACGCUGGUCACAUACUGGAAGUUUUGUUUAUCUAACUUGGUUGCUCUCGAAGCUGGUGAGAGCCCUGCCAGGAUGUGGAGUGGACUUCCUAGCAGAGGCAGUACAUGCCAUACUACUACCCUUCCUGCUCUUGUGCGCACACCUACCCUGAUGAUGCAGCCUUCACUGGAUAUCAAACCAUUUAUGUCUUUUCCAGUGGACAGUAGUUCUGCUGUUGGGCUCUUUCCAAAUUUUAACACAAAAAGAAGAGGCUUAUUUGGGACCAAUAAAUUUUGCCAGAUGGAUCCUGUGCAAAAAGCGGUUAUUAACCAUACAUUUGGAGUAUCCAUUCCCCCAAAGAAGAAACAAGUUAUUUCUUGUAAUGUCUGUCAGCUUCGCUUUAACUCAGAUAGCCAGGCCGAGGCCCACUACAAAGGAAGUAAACAUGCCAAGAAGGUCAAAGCACUAGAGGCAACGAAAAAUAAACCCAAAAUGGUUUCUUCCAAGGACAGCGCAAAGGCUAAUCCCAGCUGCUCCAUCACUCCAAUCACAGGCAACAACUCUGACAAAUCAGAAGAUAAAGGGAAGUUAAAAGCCAGCAGUUCCAGUCAGCCGUCAAGCUCUGAAAGUGGCUCAUUUCUCCUCAAAUCUGGCACAACACCCCUGCCACCUGGAGCCGCCACUUCUCCCUCCAAGAGCACAAAUGGAGCUGCCGGUACUGUUGUUGAAUCAGAAGAAGAAAAAGCCAAAAAAUUACUUUAUUGUUCACUAUGCAAAGUGGCUGUGAACUCCCUGUCACAGCUGGAGGCACACAACACAGGAUCUAAACACAAGACCAUGGUUGAAGCUCGUAAUGGGGCUGGUCCAAUUAAAUCCUAUCCUAGACCUGGAUCAAGAUUAAAGAUGCAGAAUGGCAGUAAGGGGUCAGGACUACAGAACAAGACAUUUCAUUGUGAAAUCUGUGAUGUUCAUGUUAACUCAGAAAUUCAACUCAAACAGCACAUUUCUAGCCGAAGGCAUAAAGAUCGAGUUGCAGGGAAACCACUGAAGCCAAAAUACAGCCCUUACAACAAACUCCAGCGGAGCCCAAGUAUUCUAGCAGCAAAACUUGCAUUCCAGAAAGAUAUGAUGAAGCCUUUGGCCCCAGCCUUCCUGUCCUCACCUCUCGCAGCGGCAGCCGCCGUGUCCUCUGCGCUGUCACUCCCACCCCGGCCCUCCGCCUCGCUCUUCCAAGCUCCAGCCAUUCCUCCAGCUCUUCUGAGGCCUGGACAUGGGCCCAUCCGCGCCACUCCUGCCUCCAUCCUCUUUGCUCCGUACUAACGUCUGCAAACCCCAAGACGUUUGAGGCCAGUAGGAAGUUGAGAAAGAAAGCCACAAGGAUUCAGCAAGUUAAGCAGUUUGUGUUGCGGCACCCCCAUUCACUCACAAAAUGCAGCCUACCACCCAGCUCCCCAAUUCCAAAGAGAAACACAUCACUAGAUUCAAGAGGGCUUUUAGAGACCGCUCCUAUAAUUUAGUAAUCUGAGCAGCAUAGGCUUUAUCUCCCUACUUCCUCCCCGCCACCCCUCCCUCGCCACCCCAUUCAAUUUGUGUAUCUCAGAUAUUUGAUUUCUUGAACAUAUGUUGGUCAGAAAGAAAAAGAAAGAAAAUCAUUCUCUAUUUUUCCAUGGGUAUGAUCUGGCUUAAAACAAUAUGGAAUAUUUUCCUGACAGACUUGAAAACUAGGAUCUUCCUCAGAUGUCUGUAAAUAACUCUGGUAUCCAACUGAGUGUAUUCUAGUGUGGAACAAAAAUCAAUGAACACAAGUGCUUACUUGUGGAUACCAUCUUACCAACGGAUCACAAAGUUCUCUCUUUGGUGUACUGUUGUUGACAGGGAUUGUGUACUGUUUCGACCCAAGUACUGUUGUAUCCUGUGUAGUACUAGAUCUGUAUCUCUUGUCUGAAUUAAACAUUUUUAGUUGCUGUGUAAAUGUUAGGAAGCAAAGUAGCUUUGAAUUUUCUCUUUAAGAGAACAAAAGAUAAAGUAAUGUAUUUUCUUUAUUUCACAUUUUAUUUGGAGAUAUUUAAAUGAAAUAGAAAGCCAUAUAACAUAGCUAUAAUUACUACCUGUUUGCUAUUUUUGUUUAACUUAUUUUGUAGCUUCCUCACUGGUUUGUGUUGCUAAGCAAACGUAUACAAACAGAAAAAGAGCUUCCUAAAUUGCACAUUUUUGCACCUCUUGUGCAUUCUGCAAGAAGACAAUGAAUCCAUGUAUUUCUAUAUAAGUAUCUUCUUCAUUUUUAACCUGUUUUCAUUUGUAAUGAUGCUACAUAAUUUUGUGGCUCCCUAAUGCAAUAAUGUACAGAAGAUAAAAAAUUUAUAAUUGAACAAUUUGUCUUUCUGUUCACUGAAUAUAUUGCAGGUCACGCUCCCAUGCCCCCCUUUCUAAACCGAUAUCAACUAGACUGGAAUGUUUGUGAUAUCAGGGGCAAGAGUUAUCAUAAAACAACAAAAUAGAGUGAACUCUUUUAGAGCAUCUAUAUCUGCAACCUGUAAAUGGUAAAAUGUCUGUGUAUUUUUUUAAAUGUACCUUUUCAAUAAAAGUACAAAAAA
Messenger RNA from Cercocebus atys (sooty mangabey), 10647 nucleotides. It is a transcript of the gene ZNF385B, whose product is annotated as zinc finger protein 385B. Gene Ontology annotation, cellular component: nucleus. The record is from RefSeq and is a predicted model, not a curated record. The transcript has 9 exons. NCBI's taxonomy places the organism in Eukaryota, Metazoa, Chordata, Mammalia, Primates, Cercopithecidae. Gene Ontology annotation, molecular function: zinc ion binding; nucleic acid binding. The coding region runs from base 8147 to 9373 and encodes 408 amino acids.